Molecule: messenger RNA, 648 nt
Organism: Macroventuria anomochaeta
Lineage: Eukaryota; Fungi; Ascomycota; Dothideomycetes; Pleosporales; Didymellaceae
Exons: 4
Coding region: 1-462 (153 amino acids)
Biological process (GO): translation; ribosomal large subunit assembly
Cellular component (GO): ribosome; cytosolic large ribosomal subunit
Molecular function (GO): structural constituent of ribosome
Source: RefSeq, a predicted model, not a curated record
AUGGCUCCCAAGGCAGCAUCCAAGACCGCCACCAAGACCGGCAAGCAGGCCAAUGCCGCCGCUAAGGCUGCCCUUCGCGGUUCGUACGCGAACAAGAAGCGCGCCAUCAGGAAGAGCACCAGCUUCCACCAGCCCAAGACUCUUGAGCUGUCUCGUGCUCCCAAGUACCCCCGCAAGUCGAUCCCCCAUGCCCCUCGCAUGGAUGCCUCGACCAUCCUGAUCCAUCCUCUUAACACCGAGUCUGCCAUGAAGAAGAUCGAGGAGAACAACACCCUCGUCUUUAUCGUCGACGUUAAGGCCAACAAGCGCCAGAUCGCCGCUGCCCUCAAGAAGCAGUACGACGUCUCUUGCAUCAAGAUCAACACUCUCAUCCGCCCCGACGGCUCCAAGAAGGCUUUCGCCCGCCUGACUGCUGAUGUCGACGCUCUCGACAUUGCUGCCACCAAGCUCAACCUCGUUUAAGCGAAUUUUGGUGCAUGGGAAUGAAUGGACCUGGGAUACCCAGCUAUGGAAAAAAGCGAUGUGUUAUGCCUGGCGUUCACGGGCACGUAGUCACGGCGACUCGAAUGAAUCAAUUCAGCAUGACGCCACUACAAGUGUGCGCGCGACCUUCAAAUGUGUUACUGCAAAUGCGAUACCCCUUCACAG